Messenger RNA from Pocillopora meandrina, 5976 nucleotides. The record is from the annotation of a GenBank genome assembly. NCBI's taxonomy places the organism in Eukaryota, Metazoa, Cnidaria, Anthozoa, Scleractinia, Pocilloporidae.
GUUGAAAAUCGACUUAACGCAGAUUAACCGUAAUGAAACUUUCGCGCGGAUCGCGCGCUCUCGCGAAAAGAGGCUGGGUUACAAAGCGCUAGUAAUGGCGACUAUGUUCUUUGGAGAUGUCCGAGGUUGAUUUUGGCCGAUUCUACCGCAGACUUGUUUAGGAUAGUUUCGGCCUUUAAGACUUCAGAAAUAACCUCUAUAGUUCUAUUGUCAAAGGUGGGAAUCAAAGGGCUGAAAAAGAUGUAGUUUGAAGUGGACUCAAUGUAUUUUAGCAUGAGUGAAAGACGUUUGCUUUCUCUUCUAUUGUCAUUCACUUGGUUUUUGCCACUACAAGGGGGCAUAAACGGUAAGGAAUUCUUAGAUAGUCUAAACAUGGCGAACAAAUCAUGAUAUCAUCACAUCCAAACUACGUAAUGGUUUUCUCAAAAGUUUACACUAGAUUUCUUUCCAUUCUCUCGGAGAAUCGAUCAAAAUUAAAUGUUAUGUUUAUUACAUUUAACUUAUAAUAUCAGCGGUGAAAACAUACAGCUGUUUUAUAAUAUUAUUGUAGGUGCAUUUGAACCAUGCCCUGGGAAAUACUGUGGAAGAGUAAUUAAAGAGGAUGGAAAACCUGGAGACUGCGGAGUAAGUAAUGCGAUUCUUUAAUAAACAACAAAUUUUUAAAAAUUUCUCGAGAAUGCAGACGCUACAUGUCUUUAUUACAGUCCAAUAGUAAGCUAGUUGCUAAGCUUGAAUUAAAUCCACAAUACCGUUCAAAUGUAUGCUUCUCUAAAUGUGGCAAAUAUGAAAAAUCUUUUUUGGGUAUAUCAACGUCAAAACAAUGUCAUUCCUACAUCAUGUAGUUUUUUUUAUUGGAAUGCCUAUCAUUUUGCGCUGCUUCUCCACUGUAAAGGAUUCCAUUCUAUUGCAAGUUCUAAUAAAGCAAAAGGCUUCACUUUCUAACAGAUUUCUCUGUGUAUUGAACGGCAGUUCAGAUGUAUGAUAUCCAUAAAUUCACAAUCAUUUAUUUAUCACUUUCAAGUUUAUUACGAACCAUCAAAAUGACCAGCUCCAACUUGGCUUAUAGGUUCAGUUGUUAAAGCAUUGCACCAGUAUUGCAGAGGUCAUGGGUUCAACUCGCAUACAAGCCUGAAUUUUUCAGGCUUUCUUUUCACUACUGCUUAAGUAGUGUACAUAACUGCAGUGAUUGCUCUCAUCCUCAUAGAUCAGGAGUGUAACAACUCACUGUCAAGAAAAGUUGGGAGAACAUAAGAUUAUUCACCUCUGGCUUGGGAUUUUCAAAUUUUUAUUCUUUCCUAUUAAAAUAUCAGGGUUGAUUGUAUAAGUAAUCAGUAGUAAAUAGGUUUUUAUCUUGAUUGUUGUAAUUUUAUUAUCAUCAACUUUGUUUUUAGAGGGUCACUAGGAAGGGAGAAUAUAAGAAUUUUUUUUAAGAUCUUUUAUUUUACUUACUAUUUGUAAAUAGGCUUUUUAUCAUUGUCGUUGUAAUUUUAUUGUUAUCAAUUUGUUUUUAGAGGGCCACAAGGGAGAAUACUUUUCAAAGUAAUUGGUGUCACCCUCUUAAAAUAAAGGUUAUUAAUAAUAUAAAAAUCUUUCCAUCUUAGGCUUGCCCAAGAGGUUAUAAUACCAAUGGCACGGUAUGCUUGGAAUGCUCAUCAUCUCCUGAUUUAUAUGACUGGUUGUACUUGGGUUUUAUGGCAUUCUUGUCUUUGAUAAUUCAUUGGUUCUUCAUUGACUUGUUUGCCAAAAGAGAUAGAAAAAGGUAACUUCAAAUGAAACUUUAUUAAUAUUCAGUCAUGCUUCUAUUUAGGUGCUUCAAGUUCAGAGUUUUGUGUGACUGAUGUUGUUGGGAGAUUUUUAAUCUAAAUUUUUUUUCUCCAGUACUUUGAAUACAGUUGAUUUCUCAAUUUUGUUUUUAUGACUAUUUUGCAGCAUCUUGUUUCUCUGUGUGAGUGCUUUUGUUGAAAGUACUUUAGCUGCCAUUUUUUCUCUUCUCGUCAGUAAACCUCAAGGUUAGUGUAGAACCUUAACCCUUUAACUCCCAGAUCAAAUUUGUAAUUCUCCUUACUGUCAACCAUACAAUUCUUAUAAUGUUAGUUCUGAAAAUUUAGUAUUGGAUCAAUUAAUUAUUCCCAAAUUGAUAUUUUUCUUUAUUCUCAUCACUUUUCUGGUUGAUGUUAUAUUGAUAUUGUGAGGAAAAUUCUGUCUUGUCACUCAUGGGAGUUAAAGGUUAACAGAUGCUGCAAACAUGUAUGAAACAUUUAAAGGGCCUUGUUUUAAUUUUUUGUUCCCAUGCAACACAUAGACAAUGCCACAAUUGGAUAUGACUGCUUACCUGUAGAUUACAUUGAGGUUAAAUGCUUUAAUCAAUCACUACUUUUGCAGUAUGUUUAAUAUGUUGUUACUGCAUUGUAUUUUAUCUCAAUUGUGUUAUGUCAUAAUGAUGCUCUAUGCAUUUACUUUUUAUCUUUGUUUAAGCAAGAUAUAUCAUCAGUUUUCUUAAGCAGCAAAAAUUACAAAUUGACCUUCCAUGUGGUUUGAAAUCAUUUCAACCCCAAUCCCAUUUUAACCCUUUCACUCCUAAGAUCUCACUAGUUAUUCUCGUUACUGUUUCACAUUCAAUUCUUGUGAUGAUAGUUGGUAGAAUUUGGGGUUUGGAUCGACUAAUAAUCCCCUUAUUGAUAUUUCUCUUGAUUCUCCUUGCUUGUCUGCUUGAUAAUGUAUUGAUAUUGUGCAGUAAGGAGAAAUUCUGUCUCAGUCACUCAUGGAAGUUAAAGGGUUAAACUGCAACAUGUAUAGUUCUAUGGCAACUUCUGUUUUCUGGGGACUAUGUCAUGGGCAGAGAGGGGCAUGGUGAGAGUUAAGUAUCUUGCUCAUGAGCACAACACAGUGAGGUUCCCUGAACUUUAAUCAAACCUCUUGACCUGGCCCCAGUUGUUUGAGGGUUGGAUAUUGCUAUCCAUUGGCUAAAUCUCUGCACAGUGGAUUACACUAUAUGUUUUGCUAUCACUUAUCUGUGGGAUAGUGAUUUAUCAUGGGAUAGUGUUGUCUACCCUUUAUUCAACUGGCCCCUGGAGUCCAGCAUGUGAACUGAUAGGCCAGAACAUCUCCCACUUGAGAAGGACUUGUUAUCCUUUGAGGGAAAAACAGAAUGAACAACACAGGAAAGAGAUAUCUUUUGUCUGACUUUAACUUUAAGCAGUAUACAUUGUUCUACAUUUACUGGUCUCUUUUCCAAAGAUCAGUGUUUAUGUGGAUAAAUUAAACUUGUUUUGUCUUUAAACAUAUAGGCAGCCUAAGUUUGACCUCAUGCAAGACAAAACAAAUUGCAGACUGGUAUACAAUAUUCUUUAAUCCCAAACCUGAUUAUGUCAACACCAUUCAUUGCACACAGGAAGCUGUUUAUCCUUUGUAAGUAGCAACAAAAAGGUGGUUUGGUGAAGAAUUGAUUAUUAUCAUUAUGAAAAGCUCCUACUGAAAAAGAUUUUUUAGUAUAAUUUUGUCCAUUAAAAUGUACUCAAAUUUACAAUAAACCUUAUAGGGGAGUAUCUGGUUCGGCAAGGAAAUAGGGAAGUACAAAAUGUGUGAUGUUGACGACAUUGUUGAGGAAGUUUAUUUUAUGGCCUGAAGAUGAUCAUUAGUCAUUUGUUUUCUAUGAAGGCAUUGAAUGAUGAAUUGUCUGCAAUGAAUGUCCUCAACAGGCAGACAACAAAAUGUUUGCAUUGCAAUCUCUUAAAGCAUAUGGGACAUAUUGAUAAAGGGUGCCUCGGGCCAGGUUAUCAUUGAAUGUAGAUCAGGUAUAUUCUGUGAGACCAGAAGUAGACAUUCUGGUGAAUUUCUGUAUGUUUUUCGGCUUUUUAAUGUUUGGGUCUCCUGUGUCAGGUACACCAUAGUGCUCAUGUAUUAUGCACUCUCUGUUGGGCUCCUGUUUUUGUUCCGGCCCAUUAUUUCACACCAGUUCUGUGAUGGCCAGGGGCGAGAUUCUACGUAUGCUGCCAUGUACUUCUUACCAUCCCUUGCAGUGUUGCAUGCCUUAUUUGGUGGAAUCAUUUGUAAGUGUUUUUGUUCUGUUUUGUUUAUGAUGAGGCAUCAAGUUAUUUAGUCUUGAUGAGAAAACCUUGACACUCUAUAUGACAUAUUCAUUAUACUUUCCAUUCUUUUAUUUUCAAUAGAUUAUUCUUACCCAUACAUCACUUUAACUGUCUCUGUCCUGAGCACUGCUGCAGUCCUUGCCAAGAAUAAAAUAACGGUUAGUGUACUUUGCAUAUCCCAGAUGGUAUGGUUUUAAUCCUUUAACUCUCUAGAUCUGAUUGUUAAUUCUCCAAUCUAGCUGCUACACAUUUCCUUGUAAAUUAGUUAUGAGAACUUGGUGCUAGAUCAAGAUAGCAGCUUCUAGCUGAUAAGUUUGAAUAUUCUCAUCACCUGUUUGCUGAAGAAUGUAUGAAUAUUGUAGGGAGAAGUUUUAUGUUAAUCACUUCUGAGAGUUAAAGGAUUCUAAUGCAACAGUGUAACAUCAUACAAGCCUAACAGGACCUGUACUGCUGUAGCUUUCAUCAGCUUAAAGUAAUUGCAGCAUUUUGUAAGGUUUUUUUUCUGACAUAUUGUCAGUGGGUGUAGGGAGGCACUGUAAUAAUGAAGUAGCCUGGAGAACAGGCAUAAUUUUUUUGUGUAUUUCAGGCGAAGGGAGGAAAGUGCAAAAAAUAAUUAUAUUAGUAGUUUGAUAUGUAACCCCCAGGCCACCUCGUCUCCCAACAUUUGUGACAAUGUGUCAAUUGUAACUAAAAAUUGCUGAACAUUUUUUUCUAAAAUCAUGUUUCUUUUUAGCAUAUCAGUCAGUUGGUCAAGAGCAAACGUCACGCGAUAAUCAUCGUGGCUCAUUGGUUGGCGCAUGCGUAUGGAAUAUUGGCUGUCACGCAACUCCGUGACCCUGCAGUUCAUGGACCGAUGUUCGCAUUAGUGUUGGCUCCAGUGUCAUUCUUUUUGUUAACACAUUCUUUUACGGAACCAAGCAAGUUUAAGACUCCUUGAAUUCACUUCACGUUCUCUCAUAUUGCACUCAGUGUCGGGAUGUGAUUUCGCUAACUUCAUCACGCGGUGAAUUACGCUGGGGGAAAAAAAGGGGGGGGGGACACAUCGCCUGUAAAUUCGCGAACCAAUAAUUACACUUAGUUCGUCUCCCCCCCACACAUACACAAAGAGGACCACGUUUAUUUUUUAAAUUUCUCUUCAUGUUGCUUCUUAUAAUUGUCCUAAAAGACAUUUAGAUCCAUGAUUUUGUAAAAUGUAGUAAAAAAAGGGCAGACAAUGUCUGCCAAAUAUGUUAAUGAAACUGGCGGCACGAACUCGAAUUUGAAAAAUCUGUCAUUUCUGUGUCAUUAAGGUAUGGGCAGUAAAAAUAGAAAUUAUUUAAGAGUAUUAUAUUUGCUGUUCUUGAAUGAUGUUAAGUGUGGCCAGUGCUAUCCAUUGUACCAGACUUCAGUAAAUCUGUUGAGUAAUUAUUUGAGUAAGAAUGAAUCAGAUAUAAACAUCACUGUUUAAUUAUAUUUUUAUAUUAUGCUUGCUAUUAAGUCGUGAUUGCGACUGAGAAAUGCUUAUCUGCGAUAUUAGGCGCUCUCUUUUUGAUCGCGAACGAGUAGCGACUCAUGAAACCGACAGUCGGUGAAACGAAGAAAAACAAUGCUUGAUACGAUUUCUCAAUCUUAGUAGGCUGAUUAAUCGUGUGUCACGACGACUCGCAACUUGAACUGUAUCUAGAUCAAGCCAGUUGGACUUUAGUCUUCCUUCUCAGCUCUUCUACAGAUGUCACGCAUUUUGAGGGGAGUGUCGCGUGAUAUCCCCCAAGAACGGCUCCAAAGAAGACUGUCUCGACUACAUUGAUCAUACUAUUCUUGUGUAACCAGCUUUGCUCUCCUAGCCUGGUCUUGCCCUUCUUGUACUGGCCUGGGCUUUCAAUUUUUUUUUUGUCUUUUCCUCUUUCUU